Messenger RNA from Cylindrotheca closterium, 969 nucleotides. The record is from the annotation of a GenBank genome assembly. Lineage: Eukaryota; Bacillariophyta; Bacillariophyceae; Bacillariales; Bacillariaceae.
AUGUCAACAAUGCAAAUCGAAUCAUUGACAAUUCAAAACAAUAGGAAAUGUCCGCAGAGUAUCAUUUGGGAUGCUGCACUGGCCAUGGACUGGAAUCUCGUAAAAGAAGAAUGCUCCAAAUGCCCAUUGAAUGCAAGAUAUAUCGAUGGUGAAACGCUAUUGCAUCUAGCUAUCCGCAAUAAUGCACCCCUUGGUGCGAUCACAGAAAUUGUUGAUGCUUAUCCCAAUUCUGUGCGAAGAUCUUCCCGAGCAAACAGGGACCUACCACUUCAUAUUGCCUGUAAGAAACAAGCCAGCGUCGAGAUUCUCAAGGUACUUACCAGCAAGGACCCUACCACCGCAUUGUCCGAAAACAAGCUAGGCAGAAAGCCUAUCAAAAUUCUUUGGGAAAAGGCUGGGGCCGAAACCCCAGAAUUCUGGUCAAAAGUUAUGGUCCUCCUAUCGGCUGUGGCUCGUUCACGACGACGACGAUCUGGAGUACAAUGGGAUGGUGAAGAGAAAUUUCUGCUCCAUGCUGCAGUAUCGCUCGGAGCUCGAUCCUGUCCCAAUGUUAUCCUUCGAUCCCUUCUGCGGGAUCGUAGUGGAAAGCUAGAGGCAAGCCAAUACGAUUGCUCUAAUCGUCUACCAUUACAUAUUGCAGUGUGUCAAACUUCAUUGUCAAAUGAAACCAGUCGAAAAUACAAGCCUAAGGAAAAGUCUGCUAUUUCCUUAUUACUAGAGGCGCACCCAAAAGGCGCUUAUGAGCAAAUAUUAAAUCGCUAUCCGCUUCAUGUUGCCCUAUCGAAUGGACACUGCUGGUCGGAAGGAGUUUCAGACUUGUUCCGGGCAGCACCUGAAGUGCUGUCGCGACCAGAUCCAGUGACAAAACUCUAUCCCUUUCAGCUUGCAGCAAUUCCAUCUGGAGACACGUCUCCUGAUUUGGAUACCGUGUUUUGCUUGUUGAGAAGCCGGCCUGAUCUUCUUGUUUAA